Fusarium redolens is the source of this 1216-nucleotide messenger RNA. RefSeq lists its product as uncharacterized. Lineage: Eukaryota; Fungi; Ascomycota; Sordariomycetes; Hypocreales; Nectriaceae. Bases 222 to 971 code for a protein of 249 amino acids. The record is from RefSeq and is a predicted model, not a curated record. The transcript is spliced from 4 exons.
CUUCUUGACCACCAACACAAUCAGCGAGUCGGCUCAUCGCUGCAGAUGCCUAGAGUUCAAGCCACCUGCCGUACAUGGUUAAGAUCUGCACCCUUUUGGUUACCCAUCGUAGUAGGGAAUCAAUUCUCGAGAACGACGAACGUGAGGGGCAAGUAUAUGUAUCACGUCGGUUCAGUCACUUCUCAGUGUCUAGACAAGUUAACAAGUCUUGAACAGCAGUCAUGGGUCGUUUAGAUGGUAAAGUCGCUAUCGUUACAGGCGCCGCUUCUGGCUUUGGCCAAGGCAUCGCCGAGCACUUUGCUGAAGAGGGUGCCAAAGUCCUCAUCUGCGACAUCAACGAAGAAGCAGGCCGAAAAGUAGCCGCGACGUCUGAAUCAUUUGCAUUUCAGACCAUGAAUGUCACUAAGACAGCAGAUUGGCAAAGUGCUGUUGAGAAAGCUGUUCAGCUCUGGGGACAUCUUGACAUUCUGGUCAAUAAUGCUGGUACAAGCUACGAGAACAAGAGUACCAAUUUGGUCACCGAGGAAGAAUUCGACAAGGUCAUGAGCGUCAACGUCAAGAGCGUCUUUCUCGGCAGCAACGCCUUCACAGCCCAGAUAAAAAAACAAGGCACAAAAGGCUCAAUGAUCAACAUCGCCUCCGUAGGCGCUCAUCGACCUCGUCCCGGUCUAGUAUGGUACAACGCAUCCAAGGGAGCAAUCACAAACGCUACCAUGGGUCUUGCAGCGGAAUAUGGUCCGGAUGGAAUACGCGUCAAUUCUAUUUGUCCCCUGGCGACCAUGACAGGUCUUCUUCCCACGUUUAUUGGGAAAGAGAUCACGCCGGAGGUUCAGAAGGCGCUGGGGAAUGUUCCGCUUGGAAGGAUGGGGGAGAUAAGAGAUGUUACUAAAGCAGCGGUGUUUUUGGCGAGUGAGGAGGCGUCAUUUAUCACUGGUGUUAACCUUGAUGUUGAUGGGGGGAGGGCAAUCUAGAUGCUGAUACCUGUAGCCACUCAUUAACUGAGAGAACAAUGGAGUGAAACACAAGGGUUGUUCGCCGGAGCAUUGUCCGGCACAUUCCGCGCUUCAAGCGAGAAUGAUACAAGAGACAGCUAAGACCCCCUAUGCAGCUUGUCGAUCAAUUUCCCAGGGUCUGAUUCCUUUGGCUGUUGGUGAACAUGUGAAUGCUCGGCAUUAGUGCUGUAACCCCAGCACUCGUCACAUUUGCCGCGUAUGGC